CGAUUUCUUCGUCCAUCGCAUGGAAGAUUGGACGAGUUGCGUCUCUUUGAUUCAAUUCAUUCUGGAGCCACGACGGACUUCGGUUUAACGUUCCUCGGAGGCGGUGCUGACGAUCUCGUCACCACGAAUGCUGUGCGUGGAGGCGAAUCUGAGCUUGCCGGCCCAUGCCAGCCAUGCAGGCGCUUGCAGGGCCUUGUCCAGCCAUCCUAGAAUAGAUCGCAUUGUCUUCAGCCUAUCACAGGCCUGAGAUCAUACUGCGCAUACAGUGACCAACUGAGACCCUCCAACUAUCUAGCCGCUGAACACCUGUGGUCGUAGGUGUGCUCUGAUCCGCCUUCCGCCCAAUUUGCUCUUUGGUUUCCUCAUGGUUGUUCGUCCUCUUAAUCCCGUGCUGCAGAGAAGCCGCAGGUGAAUGCAAUCCGUUGCGCCAUAACGCAUAUCCACCGGCGCCAAACCGUAGCGCCUGUCCAGACAAAAGGCUCCCAUCUCCUCUAGCUCAUCGCUGGGCUGGACCUGAGAGCAACAUUAACUGUCACAUUCUAUAUUCGUUUGCCUACUACUCCUCACCUCAUAAUCUUCAGCCGUUCGAAAGGUCUACACACUAGAAAAACUCGAGAUGCCAACGGAUCGCCAGACACCUCCUCCACAAGUAGUCGUCACCCAGCCCGACACCUCCAAGGACAUUAGAACACCUCGCACAGCCAGAUUCGCCGAAGCUACAGCAGUUUACUCUCCCAUCGAACCAUCAGAAAAGUCCAAUCCAUUCGCUGAUCCCCCAACAAAUCAUUACGUACCACAGGCACAGCCUUCAGACAUAGGUUUUGGAUACCUCCGUGAACAGCACAUAUCAGUCGAGAUGGAAGAAACAGACCCGAAAUACUUGCCGCCUCCGACGCCGAAGGAGCCUCUCAAAAGUCCUCUGAAAAGUGCUUUGAAGUCUCCUGGUGCGCCACCAAAGAACAUGAAUGCGAUCCUCAGCCCAACAUUUAGGGAGGAGGAGAUCUUGGAGAAGGCGGAAGCAGACACCGAGAAGGAGCAAGAACAAGAUCUGAAAGUCAAGACGCGAGUGCGCGUCGCAAAGUUUGUGCUUAGAGGCGUUAACUUCAGCUGCUCUCUGAUUGUCCUUUCAAUGCUUUCUACAACCUUUGCAAUCUUCAACGCUACAAAGUCAUUACCACCUCGCAAUAACCUUCCGCCUUGGUCAAGCGUCGGCAAAGUCUGGCCUCAGGUUACUCUUCUAGUCAUUGCUUGCAUAUCGCUCUUCCUGUGUAUGGUCAUCUUCUACGGCUACUGGAAAGGUGGCCACCGGAGAGCGGAAAAGGUUGCGGUCUACUACACUACAUUUGCUGUUGGGUUCUUCAUCUUCAGUAUCGUCAUGUGGGGCGUUGGCGCAGUGAUAUUAAACCAGAGCAAGGCCAACGGUAAAGGACAGGAUAUUUGGGGGUGGAGCUGCAACGACAACACGCGCAGAGCUCUGUUCCAAGACGAUGUCGCCUAUGCACUCAUCUGUCGUCUUCAGAACUGGUCUUUAGUCUGCUGCAUCAUCGAGGUGGUCGUGGAAGUUUUCACCAUUGCCAUCUAUGGUGUUGUCUUCUACCGAUUCUACUCGAAGCGCAAGCUGCGAAAGUCGAUGGCCAUCCGGGAUAGGGCUCGAUCAGACUUGUACCUAGCUCAACUUCGAUCGCAGUCCGUACCCAAUACUCCAGGUGGGCCACUUUCGCCCCGCGAUGGCGGCUGGCGUCCGCCAGUUGGCCAUCCGCUCAACAAGGAUUCGCUCUCUCAAGCAGAGAAAGGAGAAAGCGAAUACUUCGCUCGCAAGAUCGCCGAGCCACAACCAUUCCAGCUAAUGCCUGCACCGACAAAAGCCAAGCCUGCUGCAAAACCAGCCUUCGCAGUGCCAGAAGAGACACCUUCACCGUCCAGCCCGUUGCCGUUAGAGACACGGCAAGCUCAUGCCCCAACCGCCGAAGGGGAGACGCAGUAUGGCGAGGUGGCAAUUCCAGGUGCCUAUGCAACUCCGUCCAGUCCAGGGUUUGCACCAGCGCAGCCAGCUAUGGGAGGAUUUGACUUUGGCCUGCAAAACCAGAGGUAACAAUAUACCACAUGGGUCAUUUUUUUCAAUGUCUUUUGUAAUUCUUCUUCUGAGACAUUCGCUCCGAAGACAAUGAAAAGAAUUCUUGGCUCGAACGUCUGCUCAUUGAUACCUAAGAAGCUUGGGAGUGGCGUACGUUGUCCAGAAAAACGCUGUGUAUAAGACGUUAAAGGAAUUCUGGAUCUGCAUGAUGCCACGUUGGGAGUUAUGAGGUGGGAUAAGUAAUAUACCAAAUGCACAUAUGACAAUCUUCAAUUAAUUUUAUUCUUUUU
Messenger RNA from Verruconis gallopava, 2364 nucleotides. RefSeq lists its product as uncharacterized. The transcript is spliced from 3 exons. The record is from RefSeq and is a predicted model, not a curated record. NCBI's taxonomy places the organism in Eukaryota, Fungi, Ascomycota, Dothideomycetes, Venturiales, Sympoventuriaceae. The coding region runs from base 617 to 2092 and encodes 491 amino acids.